GAACAGGAAGCGCAUCACUGCUCAGUUACGUGUCACGUCAAGAGGUUCUGUACACAAAUAUCACGGACAGCUUAAUUUCUAUCACGAGAUGUGAUCAUUCACUGAGAACGGACCUAAGCUCUUUCUUCAGAUAUCGUCCUGACAGUCUGCUAACUCUGCUUGUGUCAAUGGCGUGUCUUGUGCCAGUUUGACGGGUUACAUGUGAAAGAGAGAGAGAGAGAGAGCAGUCAGGAUGAGUGGCGUGGCGCUCGCGCUGGAGGUGGUGGUGGUGUUCUUCCUCGCGCUCUUCCUGUUGCACCGCUAUGGAGAUUUUCGCAAGCAGCAUCGGAUGGUCCUGUUCGCCACCCUCCUCGCCUGGUUCCUGUGCUUCCUCAUCGUCUUCAUCCUUCCGCUGGACGUCAGCACGACCAUAUAUAACCAGUGUGAGAUUGAUAAUCAGGUCCACCUUGUGGCGAGCAACACUUUCAUCCGUGAUAAUUCCUCCAACGCUUCGGUAUUUCCGACACAAAGGGUCUCAAAGUCUUGCCAUAAGCCUUGGAGUUACAUCCCAGAUGGAAUUCUUCCCGUGUUUUGGAGGGUGGUGUACUGGACGUCACAGUUCCUGACAUGGCUCUUGAUUCCCUUCAUGCAGUCGUAUGCGCGCUCAGGAGGAUUCUCCAUCUCAGGGAAAAUAAAAACAGCCCUGAUAGAAAAUGCUAUUUACUAUGGCACAUACCUGCUUAUCUUCUGCUCCCUGCUCAUCUACGUCGCCGUCACUCCGAAGUGGCACCUCUCCUGGUCUGACUUGCGGACGAUCGGCAUUACCGCCGCCAACACCUGGGGGCUGUUCCUGCUGGUGUUGUUGCUGGGAUACGGCCUGGUAGAAAUCCCGCGCUCCUAUUGGAGGGCAUCGUGCCACGGGCAGCUGCUGGCAAAGACGUACUUUAAAGCAGCAAAACUGAUGACGGAAAAAGCAGAUGCCGAAGAAAACCUGGAAGAUGUUAUGGAGGAUGUCAGAACAGUUAAUGAAACAAUCAAAUACAAUCAUCCUCUACGCAAAUGCAUUGACACUAUUCUCAGAAAGUGUCCUGUUGAAUACCAGGAAAAGUUGGGCAGAAACAUGGAUGAUUAUGAGGACUUUGAUGACAAAGGAAACCCUUAUCCUAGUAAAAAGAGUUUAGUCAAACUACAUAAACAGGUGAUCUAUGCUGUUCAGAGGCAUAACCGCACACAAGUUCAGUGGCAGAUUCUAUUGGACGAGGCUUUUCACUUAGAGGAUGUGGCCAAAAAUGAGACAAGCUCCACCCACCAGUUUGUUCAUAGCUUCCCCUCUGCAGAACCGCCUGGAUGGAUCAGCAAGUACCUGUACACGCCCACCGUGGAGUGGUACUGGGAGUGUGUUUUCCGGCGCUGGUGUUAUCGCGUGCUGGCUGUGCUUUUAUGCAUGUUCUCUGCAGCAGUGGUCUGGUCUGAAUGCACCUUCUUCAGCACACAGCCCGUUCUGUCUCUCUUCGCUGUCUUCAUCCAGCUCGCAGAGAGAGACUACAACUACGUUUACAUAGAGAUGGCGUGUUUUGUCACCAUAUUCUUCUUGUGUUACUGCGUGUACUCCACCGUGUUCCGGAUCCGAGUCUUUAACUACUAUUACCUGGCCCCUCACCACCAGACGGACGCCUACAGCCUGCAGUUCAGCGGCAUGUUGUUUUGCCGUUUGACGCCUCCGCUGUGUUUGAACUUUCUGGGUGUGAUUCACAUGGACUCCACCAUCUCCCAUCAGCAGAGAAAGCAGACAGCGUACAAUUCAAUAAUGGGAUCCAUGCAGGUCCUGUCAUUCAUCGCUAAUGGAUUUUAUAUUUAUUAUCCUAUGCUCAUCGUUUUGCUCUGCAUUGCAACUUACUUCAGUCUGGGCACACGCUGUCUGAAUUUGCUGGGCUUCCAGCAGUUUAUGGGUGAGAAUGAUCUGACCUCUGACCUGGUGGACGAGGGGAGAGAACUCAUCCGGAGAGAAAGAAGAAAACGGCAGAGAACAGAGGAUGGCGAGAACAGACGGAGAGAUUGGAGGGAACGCUACAGUGAACAGAGGGAAAGAUACGCCGGGAGGAGCAGAAGUGUGUACUCGGAGCUGAAGGACACGGACGGCUCCAGCACAGACCCUGGCAGAGCUCAGUCUCGUAGAGAUCGAAACGACAAGGUUGAAUUACUACAAGACGUUGAACCGUUGGACUUCACUGGAGAAGAACCGCUGGAAACAGAUAACAGGAGGUACGCUGGAGGACAUUACCUCUCGACCUCUGCAUCUCGUAGCCGCAUCUUUGAUGAUGUAUGAGAACAAAGAAAACAAUAAAGGGAAACUAUUUGCACUUUUUAAUCUACACACUCUUCCUGAAGUGUCCAGUGAGAGACUGCAGCUUUAACACUUCUGUGUGUCUCUUUGUAUGAGUUUUCUGUAUGUGUGUGUGUGUGUGUGUGUGUGUGUGUGUUGCUCUUACCUCCCAUUGUCCCUUUACUUCCAGAUGAAGCCAAAAUAGCAACAAACUGUAGUGCACUGAAGGUACAGCAUCUUCACAGCAGUGACGGUUACUUUACAUGCAGAGGAACAUUUAAUGUGGCUGAAAAGGGAAGAAAAAGUGUCACGUUAGUCUCUUUAGAAUCUUAUUUUGAAGUUUAAAGAUUCAGUUUUGAUCUCUGACCUUUCACCAUCAGGAUGAGAACUUGUUUGACCAGUAAAUGACCUACAGGCAGAGAUGGGCACAAAUAUAUCAAAAAGUAUUUAGUUACAAAUUACAAAUACUUACUCAUCAAAUGUAUUUAAAUAAAAUACAAAAUACUGCUGUGAAAAAAGGUAUUUAAUUAAAAUACAAGUAAUUUGUCAUUUGAAAAUACAAAUAUACAAACAAAAUUUAUACACAAUCACAAGUGCGAGAGUAACAGUGGAGUUCAAAAUCACUAACAACUAUUUAACAGUAGAAUUAAGAAAUUCUAAGAAAUUCACCCACGGAUAUAACUGCGAUCCACGCAUCGCUAGACAGCGCACGUCAUGCUUUAGCUAGCAAAUCAAUUCACAAGUUCUAGCCAUUUGCGUUAAUCUUCUGUCCUAUAAUGACAUUCAGUGAAUAAUAUCUGAUAGUAUAUUUUACUAGAUACUUUACCUUAAAGCAGUUUGACUGAGCACAAAAGCAGCUUCUUUACCUGCUUCUGACCUUGCUAUGCAAAGUAAGACAGACAUCACUCAUGAGCUCCACAACCGAAACAGCAGCCACCUUUUACGGUGCAUUCACACAGGCCAUCAGCGUUAAUGCUUUUCUUUUACUUUGAAUGGGUGAUGUUGCCGAACUGAAUUGUGGGUCGCUUGACUCGCGUUGCUCGCGGCAGCAGUUGAAAAUUUCUCAACUUUUCAAGCACCAACGCAAGCGUCAGCCAAUCAGAUUGCUUAGCGUUGACGCCAAUGCCCUGUGUGAAUGCACCGGUUCCUCCUGAGCCAAAACAAUGAGCUUAUGCUGCGUUCAUGCCGUAACUAGUGUAAUUAAGAGAUGGCAACCCGUGACGUUAUACUCGGAGUGGUUCGUGACUGCGUUUCAAUGGCAACACUAUCAAUGCCGAACUAAAUCUGCAGCAGUCAGAUGCUACAUGUCAGUGCUCUCUAAGUUGUUUAUGUUCAUUAUUAUUGCAAUGUUAUGUGCUUUGAGACAUAAGGUAGUUUAAUGCAGUCUCUCAUGACGCUUUUGCUCCCUGCGGUGCGCGUUCAUGUGUUUUGGAGGACGCGUGGCUUUAGAGACGCUCUGAAGGGAGGUUGGGAUUCUUAUGCUUGCAAAGCUAACUCGCUAUUGCUAGCUUCUCCGAAAAUGACCUUCCCUACCCUUAAACCUGGUGAUGAAAGUUAUUGUAUGCGAGAAUAAAAUAAUAUAUUUGAAUAUAUUUGAAAUUUUUUAAAUACAAAAUACUGUCUCUAAAAUUAUUUAAUUACAAAUUACAUUUGAUUUUUCUUUAAGGAAAAUACAAAUUACAAAAGUAAUUAAAUACGUAUUUUAAAUACAUUUAAUUAAAAUACUGCCCAUCUCUGCCUACAGGAAAUGCUUCUGUCUUUUGUUUGAGUAUUUUGUUUAAUUGUUCAUUAUUUAACAGAUCAGACUUUAAAGUUACUGAUAAAAAUAUGAAGAAAAUAUCUCAUUUUGGUUAUUCAGCUCAUGUUUUGUACUGUAAACUUCAAAGCUGUUUCAUCAAAAGUGAAUGCAUAUAACAAGAAUGCUGUUUUACUAUUUCAGUUAUGUUCUAUUUAUUAUAAAUGUCUCUGAAUUAAUAUUAAAUAACUGCUCAGAGCUACUGACAUUUUGAAGGACAAUUUGUGCUUUUUAUUAUUUUUUUUUUUUUUGAUGUCACAAAUCUGUAUAGCAGCUGUUUGAUCAUUUUCUUUCUUUUAUUUGUGUUCUUGUUUGUUUGCAUUUCCUCAAUACCUCAAAUAAAUAUUCCUGAGAUCUUAA
Messenger RNA from Megalobrama amblycephala (Wuchang bream), 4457 nucleotides. It is a transcript of the gene lmbrd2a, whose product is annotated as LMBR1 domain containing 2a. Lineage: Eukaryota; Metazoa; Chordata; Actinopteri; Cypriniformes; Xenocyprididae. The record is from RefSeq and is a predicted model, not a curated record. Gene Ontology annotation, biological process: adrenergic receptor signaling pathway. The transcript has 18 exons. The coding region runs from base 233 to 2305 and encodes 690 amino acids. Gene Ontology annotation, cellular component: membrane.